Pecten maximus is the source of this 1091-nucleotide messenger RNA. Its product is annotated as WASH complex subunit 3-like. Gene Ontology annotation, cellular component: WASH complex. The transcript has 6 exons. The coding region runs from base 103 to 720 and encodes 205 amino acids. Gene Ontology annotation, biological process: actin filament polymerization; exocytosis. The record is from RefSeq and is a predicted model, not a curated record. NCBI's taxonomy places the organism in Eukaryota, Metazoa, Mollusca, Bivalvia, Pectinida, Pectinidae.
UUAGAAGUACUCGAACGCACCCCAAUGUCCUCCCACCACGGUAGGAUCACAAUCCCAUGAUCAUGAUGAGGAUGCUUCGUUGUUAGAGAAGACAGACAAGCCAUGGAUGCGGACGGGCUGCCUCUCGUAGGUCCCGGGGUGGAUUACACCAAGGUAGAGGCUAUACACCAGAAGCGAACCCUAGCUUUCCUGAACCACUUUGUGAGCCACACUGCCAGUUUCCUGAACCGUUUUUCAUGUGUAUGUGAAGAGAAACUGGAUCACAUGUCCAGCCGACUACAGCAGCUGGAGAUCACAAUGAAUAUUCUAGAAGCCAAGCUUACAUCAAUACCUGGGUUAGAGAACAUCACAGCUCCAACAAGUGGAUCUACAGCAGCACCAGAUGUCCCAACAAGUGCCCCACAAUCCACCAAUUCUGCUGGCCAACAGGCAGGAGACAACCAACAAGGUGUUCCUCCACCUCCAGAUGUCCCAGAAGUUGCUCCAGUUCCAGUGGAGGAAGAGAAACCAGAUAAUCCUGUUUCUAAAGAUCCUCGCUAUGCGAAAUACUUCAAGAUGCUUCAAGUGGGGGUACCUGAAGCAGCAAUCAGGCCUAAAAUGAAAAUGGAUGGACUCAAUCCAGACUUACUUAGCACACCAGAUGCCCCAGCUCCUCCUGCCAAAAAGAGUGAUGACAGUGAUGAUGACUUCAGUGAUGAAAGUGAUAGUUUCAGUGACUAAACAUAAUCAAUGUAUAUUGUGAUAAUUCAUUCCAAGGUUUCAAUGACACUGGAGACUACUGUUUAUUUGGUGAUAACCUGCAGCAUUCUCAUUCAGCAGAGUACAAUAAAUUAUUACCUGGUAGUAUAUUGACUCAUCAUAAUCAUCAGAUACAACAGUGAUAAUCAAUUGAGCUGGACGUUGUCCCAUAGUAGACUAUAUCUACUCAAUGUCUAAUUACCCAUGAACUAAGAUGUUGUCAGAUUAUGACGAGUCACUGGUUAAAAGCUGUAGCGAGAAAGACCUUAAGUUUGCAUGUUUGGUCAAUUCAGUGGAUGCUAUAUGUAUUAAUUAUUUAUUUAUACAAUUUCAAAUAAAAUAAUAUUUUACAU